CGCUCAGGCCCCGCCCCCACCCCAGGCCCCGCCCCCGCGGUUCCGCGUCCGGCGCGAGGUCACCGCGAUGGCGGCGGCGCGAGCGCGGCGGGCGGGAGCCUCCCUGCUUUCGGCUGCGGUCCGGCACCAGAGUUCCCAGAGCUCAUCCCCACAGCCAGGACUUGUUGCCAAAACUUCCCUGACUUCGCCCCCAUGGCCUGAAGUGAAACUUCCAGAUCCAGUGGAAGAAGCCAAGUAUCAUGCAGCAGAAGUGGUGCAGAAGGUGAACGGGCUGAUCUCCGCGGGGCGCUACGGGCGCCUCUUCGCCGUCGUCCACUUCGCCAGCAAGCAGUGGAAAAUCACCAGUGAAGACCUCAUCAUGAUGGACAAUGUGCUGGAGGCUGAGUGUGGAGACCGAAUCCGCAUGGAAAAGGUUUUGCUGGUUGGUGCUGACGACUUCACGCUCAUUGGAAGGCCGUUGCUGGGGAAGGACCUGGUCCGUGUGGAGGCCACAGUGAUUGAGAAGACGGAGUCGUGGCCCAAAGUCAACAUGCGCUUCUGGAGGAGGCACAACUUCCAGAGGAAGAAAAUCAUUGCAAACCCCCAGACCGUCCUCAGGAUCAACACCAUCGAAAUCUACCCCUGCUUGUCCUAAUUGGAAGGAGUGUGCCUGGGAAUCAUUGUUGCUCCAGGCAGUUGUGGAAAUAAAACUGGCUCAGCACUGGAAAGUUCUGGACUUGUUGCUCUGGUGGGAAAUGGAAAUCUCUUAUGUGCUUUCUUUUUAAAAUAAUUAAGUAUUUUUUAAACUGUU
Molecule: messenger RNA, 790 nt
Organism: Prinia subflava (tawny-flanked prinia)
Lineage: Eukaryota; Metazoa; Chordata; Aves; Passeriformes; Cisticolidae
Gene: MRPL21
Product: mitochondrial ribosomal protein L21
Exons: 7
Coding region: 68-634 (188 amino acids)
Cellular component (GO): ribosome; mitochondrial large ribosomal subunit
Molecular function (GO): structural constituent of ribosome
Source: RefSeq, a predicted model, not a curated record